Molecule: messenger RNA, 957 nt
Organism: Lobosporangium transversale
Lineage: Eukaryota; Fungi; Mortierellomycota; Mortierellomycetes; Mortierellales; Mortierellaceae
Exons: 4
Coding region: 1-957 (318 amino acids)
Biological process (GO): nucleotide-excision repair; DNA replication; double-strand break repair via homologous recombination
Cellular component (GO): DNA replication factor A complex; site of double-strand break; chromosome, telomeric region
Source: RefSeq, a predicted model, not a curated record
AUGGAGAUCCCAGAGAUCUUGUGGGGAAUGGAUCCUCUGUUCCAUGUUCCUCUACAGUUGAUGAUUUUUCAAGUCAAAGCUCUCCAGCGUGUGCAAGGGGUCUAUUACCAUCAUACUCAUGCUGUCAGGAAUGUAGAAAUCAUGGGGAUGAUACAAUUGGUGCAUCGUAGACCCAAGUUUAUCCUCUACAAUGUGGAUGAUGGAACUGGGGCUGUUCAAUGCAUAAUGUGGAUCCCUGACCAGUAUCAGAAUAUACAAGACACUGACAGAGUCCCUGCCCUUCACAUGCAUGAGCUGGGCCAAGUGAUCAGAGUAGUUGGUCAACCAAGUGAGUUUAAGGGGCAUAUCCAGGUUACCUUUCAUCCCGGGGAUGCUCAGAUCUGUACAGAUCCCAACGAUGAGACGAUAUUUAGGCUCAGAGUCCUAAACAUGGAGCGAUCUAUUUAUUCAAAACCAGUCAGGUUACCGGACGUUAUAUUAUCUAAAAUCGCUUACCAGGUACAAGAAUCAAGCUGUGAGGAGAGAUCUGAGCUUUCAUUCCUGGAAGAGAAACUUUUGAGGAGAGUUACAGAUUGGGUCUUGAAGCGUAUUGAGUUUUGCUAUCUUGAGCUUGAAGAUGAUGAGGACAAUAAUAAGUUGGCCCAUGAAGUUGUAAAAAUCAAGUACCCAGGGAUCCCAUCAAGAAAUCAACAAGAGCAGGCACACAAGAUGAUAAGGGACUGUUUGAAGCAGUUGAUAUCAGAGGGUGUACUUGAAUACAUAAGCAUAGAAAAAAUGAUACUUCAUGUAGUCAAGCCCAAGAAUGAAACAAUAGGGGACUCAAAAACUACUAAAAGCGCGGUAACAACAAAAGAGCAAAUGCCAGGGAUGGAUGGUGAGACGGCAAGAGGACUGAUUAACAAUCCGAUUGUACUGGAUGAAUCUGAGGACGAGUUUGAAAAGUCGAAGGACGCGUAA